Molecule: messenger RNA, 2549 nt
Organism: Gadus macrocephalus (Pacific cod)
Lineage: Eukaryota; Metazoa; Chordata; Actinopteri; Gadiformes; Gadidae
Exons: 6
Coding region: 1528-2370 (280 amino acids)
Source: RefSeq, a predicted model, not a curated record
GGUAUUUUGAACAUUGAGCCCCAUUUCUGGUUGGUCUCAGUUGACACCGAAGUUUUCAGAAAUGUGCAACUCACCGAGUGGUUAGUGGUGUUCGUUCGUUGUUCCAAAUCAAGUAUCGUAGCGAAAUACAGUUUCUACUGGGCAAUGAUUCUUCCAACAGGAAUCAAUGGGAUUUAUAAAAUGCGAUACAUGUGCAAUAAAACAUGACAGAAACUGUAUUUCGCUACGAUACUUGAUUUGGAACAUCAACGUACACAACAACUCGGUGAGUUGCACAUUUCUGAAAAGGAACGUUUAGGGUUGUUUUAAGGACAGGUUUGUGCAUGCACGUAGCCAGCCAUUGUGUUAGCCAAUACCCGAGAAAGGACCAAUAGUCAACAUUUUGUGUGUGUGUGUGUGUGUGUGUGUGUGUGUGUGUGUGUGUGUGUGUGUGUGUGUGUGUGUGUGUGUGUGUGUGUGUGUGUGUGUGUGUGUGUGUGUGUGUGUGUGUGUGUGUGUGUGUGUGUGUGUCUAACAAUAUGUGAUGCUCACCUAGUCCUCUUAUUUUGAGUAAUGAAAUGCAGCCCUUUUUUCAGGAAUGUAUGGACAAACUGAACCUCAGGAACUUGGUGUCUAUUUCAAUGGAUGGGCCCAAUGUGAAUUGGAAACUCUUCGACCUUUUCCAGAAAGAUCAAGCUGAGCAGUACGGAGGUCUUCAGCUCGUUUGUGUGGGGAGCUGUGGCCUACACACGCUACACAACUCCUUUAAGUGUGGGUUCACUGUAUGGCAGCUGGACAAAUUGCUGAGAGCAAUGCACACAUUGUUUCACAAUACGCCUGCCAGGAGAGAGGAUUACAUCACCGUAACCAAGUCCAGUGUGUUCCCUCUAUCUUUCUGUGUCCAUCGUUGGGUAGAAAACCUUCUGGUUGUGGAGAGAGCCCUGGCAGUCUGGCCAUCAUUUCUCCUGUACAUGGAAGCUGUGAAAACAAAGAGACUCCCGAACCCUGGAACAGCAUCAUAUGACACAGUUGCAGCAGCCAUAAAGGAUCCACUCGUCUUGGCCAAAUUGCAGUUCUACGCAGCAAUUGCCAGGACCUUCAAUCCCUUCCUGAAAAAAUAUCAGACGGAUGAGCCUGUGCUCCCAUUCCUCCCCAAGGACCUGACCGAGUUGAUGAUGGUAACAAUUUACUUAACGUUAUAACCACUGAUUGGGCUCAAUUGAUCCAUUAUGACAAAAUGGGGUUUGUGGUUAGGAUGUGUAAAAAAUAGUGGCUACAUUGUGCAUCAUCAUAAGAUAAUUUGAUGUUGGUGAUUAAUGUGCCGCACCAGACAUUUUUGUGUUUGUCUGUUGACAGAGUCUACUCAGACGCUUCAUAAAGAGAGAAGUACUACACGAUAUCACUGCCCUGCAGCUGACCAAACUAGAUGUCACAGACAAGACCAUCUGGCUCAGCCCACAAGACAUCAGCAUUGGUCUAGGUGCAGAGUCAGUCCUUAAGAGAAUCAAAGGUGCAGAGCUCAGGGUGCUCGAGUUCAAGAGAGAGUGCAUGCAGGGACUGAGUAACAUGAUCAAGAAAGUGCAGGACAAGAGCCCCCUCAAGUAUCUGACUGUUCGGCAGAUGGUGUGCCUGGAUCCGUCAGUAAUGUAUAGAGAACCAGAAAGAGGCAGGAAUCACAUGAAAGGGCUGGUUCAAAGGUUUCUCCAGGACAGACAGCUUACUGAUACUUCUUCGGGGGAUGUCAUACUGCAGCAGUUCGACAGUCUCCUGUCCUUGGAGAGCCGGAGUGAGGACUUCCUCUCCUUUCAACCCAUGCAGAAGAGGCUGGACAUCUUCCUGAGCAGCGCCAUGGAGCCUUAUCCCGAGCUGUGGGCCUUCUGCAAGAAGCUGCUCAUCCUCUCCCACGGUCAAGCUACAGUUGAGCGUGGAUUCUCAAUCAAUAAAGAGGUGGAGUCUGAUAACUUGGCGGAGGAUACUGUGGUCACACGGAGACUGGUGUGUGACUACAUCAUACAACAUGGAGGUGUUACCAAGGUUCCACUCAGUAAACCGCUACUGGAAAGUGUAGCAAGGGCAAGGACAAGGUAUCGUACCCAUCUGGAGACCAAAAGAAGGAACAGGGAGGCAAAAGACCAGGCUCUCAAGAGGAGGGAAGCAGAGGACUGUCUUGAGGAGCUGAAGGUUAAGAGGAGACGUGUACAGGAGGUAUCUGAGGGUCUGGCUAGGGAUGCGGACAAGAUGGCUGAGGAGGCUGAAGCGAAGGCAGGGAGCAAGAUGGCUGGCCUGAUCACCAGGUCAAACAUCUUGCGGAGAGACCAUAAGGAGAAGUUGGCAGAACUGUCUCUCCUUGAUAAAGAGAUCGCUGCUAAGAGUGCAGAGCUUAGGAGUUGACUGUGUGAUGGUGAUCAUAAUUUUAUUUAUUGUUGAGUUGAUUUUCAUUGUUUAUUGUUCAGGAGUCUGUGCUGUUGGCGUAAGUACUCACCACUAUGCUGCAAUGUUCCAUCAUUCCAUAAUGCUUUACAGUCCACAUUUUCACAUUUGUUGAAAUAAAUGAACAAAUUUUGAACAAA